This is a messenger RNA of Anas platyrhynchos (mallard), 5043 nucleotides long. RefSeq names its product tetraspanin 2 (gene TSPAN2). NCBI's taxonomy places the organism in Eukaryota, Metazoa, Chordata, Aves, Anseriformes, Anatidae. The record is from RefSeq and is a predicted model, not a curated record. Gene Ontology annotation, cellular component: plasma membrane.
CUGCCCCCGGCCCCGCCUCGCGCGGCGCCACCGCCCAGCCGGGCCGAGCCGCCGCGGGAGCUGCCAGCGGAGCCGCGCCCGCUAUGGGCACGGCGCGCGAGGAGAUGGGCCGCGUCAAGGUGCUGCUCUUCGUCUUCAACCUGAGCUUCUGGCUGGCAGGAUUGGCUGUCAUUGCCUUUGGUCUAUGGCUGCGGUUUGGUGGGGUUAUGGCAGAGUUUGCUUCAGACAAAAAGCCUCCAGAGUAUUUCUUCAUUGGACUCUAUGUAUUGGUGGGAGCAGGUGCUCUCAUGACCAUGGUUGGAUUUUUUGGGUGCUGUGGAGCAGCGCGCGAGUCUCAGUUCUUACUUGGAGCAUUCUUUGCUUGCUUGUUGGUGAUAUUUGCAGCUGAGGUCACUGCUGGAGUAUUUGCUUUCAUAGGCAAGAAAGUGGCAAUACAAGAAGUCCAGAAAAUAUAUGAAGACAUUUAUGAUGAAUAUAUGAAAAACCCGGGGAAGGUCAACAGGACUAUCUAUCACUACCACUUGGCUCUCCAAUGCUGUGGUAAAGAUAAUAUGGAACAACAAACGGGAUUACCUUGUCCAGAGAAUAUCCAGAUGCCAAAGAACUGCCUGGUUGAAAUCCAGAAUGUACUUGAUGCUAAUCUGCAUUUACUUGGAAUUGUUGGAAUUGCAAUUGCUGGCAUCACAAUCUUUGGCAUGAUAUUCAGCAUGGUUCUCUGCUGUGCAAUCCGUAACACAAGAGAAAUGAUCUAAAACUUACACUGCACAACCAUGUCCCAGAAGUUCAAGACUAAGCUUUACAAGAAGUACUCUUCUACCCAACUUAAUAACUGUAAUACAUUUUAAUUAGUUUUAACAUACUUAGAGGAAAAUAUCCCAUUAGGUGAGGAGAUGAACUGUAUUAGUUACAGUAAAACUGAAGUAAACAAAAAGGGUUUUAAAAUGUCCUUUCUAAUGAAAAAAGCAAAGAUAGUAUCUAAGACUAAUUUGUUUAAUGUUUGUGUAUGUGCAAUUAAGAGUUCACAUAUCUGCAGACAUCAUAUCAGCACAUGCAUAUCUCUCAUUACAUAUAUGUACACAUAUUUAACAGGUAUCUGUAUAUGCAGUACCUUGUUUAGGUACGUAUGUGCAAAUGAAAUAUGUUGUGUGUGCACAUUUGCAUGCAUAUUCUUCCAGAGUCAUCACUAUGCAAGAGUGUACACACACCCAUAGGUUGCUUGAAACCCUUUUAUACUGAGCCAAUUUGCCAAGAAUUGGCGGAGAACUAAAUGCCAUUUUAAAAAGUAAGACCUAUGAUCCAUUUUGUAACUAUUCUUUCCAAAGCCCAAAGAGAAAAAAAAAAAUAAAAUUGGACUUGAUUAAAAAAAAAAAAAAUGGGGGCGGGGGGGGAAGGCUUAACAAUCUGCUCCAAAGAACUUCACGUGAAUAGACCUGACAAGCACUGGCACAGUUUACUCAGAGAUUGUGACGUCUCCUUCCUUGGAGCUCUUCAAAAGCUGCCUGGAUGUUGUCCUGGGCAACCUGCUAUGGGUGGCCCAGCUGGAGCAGGAGAGUUGGACCAGAUGACCUCCAGAGGUCCCUUCCAACCUCAACCAUUCUGUGAUUCUGUGACUUCACUGUCAUGCACAGAUUGGAUUAUAAUUAUUAUAUAUAUAUAUAUUUAUUUUUUUUUUCGAUGUCCAGUUGUAUUUUCAUGCAUACAGAAAGCUCUGUAAGAGGAAACAUGUCCAAGGAGAUUCAGGCUAAACAAAGAGAGGGAGAGAGGUAGGAAGCUGGCAAUAUACACAGUCAUUUGGGAGCGAUUGCAGUGCAGUGUGGUUAAGAGUGUGGUUAAGCUUCCAAAGGUAGCCUGAGACACGGAAAUAAAUAAAUAAAUUUAAUAAAAAUAUCAGUUAAGGGACCACUAAAAUCUUUAUUCAGAAGUCCCUUUAUUCUGCAAGACACUAUAUGGUCUAAAAUGAUGGUGCAGAAGUAGAAACUGUAUCAAAAAAAGCAGCAGCUUUGCCAGAUACCCUGUAGAACCUAACUGGUCCGUGGAACUGAAGACAGAAAAUGGUCAGGGAAAGACAUGUAGCACUUUAAUAUCCUCUGGUUUUGCUUCGGUGACGAUCACAGCUUUCAUGGGGCUCUUACCUCAACCUCUCACCCUUUCUUGUGGGUGUAAGACAGAGAAGAAAAAUGGGACGUUUUUACAGAGCCAUAAAGAAAACUUUCUUACUGGCAGUUGUAGAUUGUCUGUCAGGUAUAAAAAUUAGUGUUCUUGAAAUACCUCAGGGCUUGCGUUUACAUAGUUUGUUUCCAUAUUUUUGUCUAUUUUUCAUAUUUAUUUAUAAGAAUGUGUUCCUUUUAAAGCAGCCUAGAAGGGACAAAGCUUAUCCCCAAAGGGAGGUAAUAAAUCACAGUAAGGGCUCAGAAUCUUUUGAUUUUUGGCUUACUUCAGGUAAUUCAGUAUUUCAGGGAAUAACUUUCUGUUAGCAAUGUCCACAUACCAGCUCAGUCCAUCUGAUUAGUAUUAGUUCAGAUUUCUGAUGCAGUUGUUCCAUUUUAAGAGAGUGGGUAUGACAGGGAAGAAUUCAGCUAAAUUACGUAUCUCAGUGAAAUGGUCCAUAAUGUCUAACAGGACUUGGUAUUUACAAGUAAUUUAUUACACUAGAAUAUGAUGGGACUUCAGGAAAUGUGUGCAGUCUAGUGCACGUGUGCAUGGAAUAUACAUCCCUCAUGAAAUUUAUGUCUCAUUUCCCAAAGAAACUCAAACUCCUAUCACUUUUUUAUUACUUCAGCACUGGAAACAAUGCUGCUGUUCCGUAUUUCCCAUUUAAUUGACACAUCUUGAUAGUUUUUACAUAGAUCUCUCUUUUCAAAUUUUUCAGCCACCAACUGUGACUAUCCAGUGGCACUGAGACAGCUGUGCACUAAAGGCAGUAUCAGCUGAGUAUGCAACAGGCACUGACAUCUGUGUAGUUUCUAUGCUCAGCUUCAGGUCCCCUGAUGAUAAGAGAUGUUGUAUCAUAUACCAGAGAAGAGUUAGGCUUGUAUCACUGUCCACAGCUUAUUAACUAUGGAUGCCAUGUAAAAGUAGGUCCUGGGACCUUACUCCGCAGGUAUCAGACCAAGAAAUCUGUCCCUGAUCAGCUUUCUGCUCUUAAGAAAGUCUCAGCUGGGAGAAUGACACUGGCAGCAAAUCCAUGAGGGUCUCAAGUUGACACUAAGAAAAUAAGUUUCUCAUAGCUGAUAACAAAGCCAUUUCCUAGAUCCCAGAUAUCCUUGAGACCGCCCCUACAACUGAUUCUGUCCUGAAGAGAAAAAGAGAUAGUGUACAACUGGGGCAUUUUCUCCCAAGGUAAGACUGGCAGAAAGAAGAAACUUAUGUAUAGUGUCAUUUUUGGCCAUUCAGAGCAGGAGAGCUUUCCCAUAAAAACAUUUUACAACUGGUAUUUUUUUUUUUACAAUUGGUAAGAAUACCACAAAAGGCAAAACAGUGUUCUGGGUUCCCAAAUAUUUUCCCUACACGGACCACUUAUUUACAGUAAAUUCCUGUCUCCCUCUCUUACCUUCCACCCAUGUAACGACUACUUUUUCUAAAACACAUCUAUGAAUACCACUUGGUUUUAAUUUCUCAAAUUUGUAGCAUCAAAAUGUAAUGAUAUGGCCAGAGGCAGCUUCUUUAUUUGCUUACUGUUUGUUUAAAUUGAAAGAUGAUGAAUCCUGCUUUUCAGAUGCACUGAAUAAAAGGCAGUUUGCAGAGACUUCUAUUGCUUCCCAAGGCCCUCACUCACCCAGAAGGACAAAAAGUGCCUUAUGAAAACAGGAAAGAGUGGUACAAAGAAAUAUGCUAUAAAUUCAGACUCGAACAAACUAACUUUCUGCCAAAGUUGUUGUCUUGUGUUAUCUUGCAGUGUUUUGUUUUUUUCUCCUCUGAACAGUACAGUGCAUUUGUUUUUCUGAGCAUAAUGACUGCUUAUAUUCUAGGUUUUACUGCUGUCUGGGUAUAUAAGACAUCUGCACUGCAUAUCAGGAAUAGAAUGAUACCAGUCGCUGAUUUAAUUCUCUUAAGUUAUUGGUAUAUGGAAAUCGAUGCAUUACUAUCUACUAGUGCUUUUAGCGGAAUCCUGAGAUAGAGCCUCUUUCGUUGUUUCCUGCUGCUGUGAGGUACAUAUCUGCAGUACUGUUCAGCAGAUUUCUCUGCAACUUCGUAACUGAAGGCCUUUUUUAAUUCAUUCAAGGACAGAAAAUACAGAUUUUCUGUCAAAGCUGUAAGAAAGUGGCAAAAGACUAAAACCUGCCAGGGGAUAAUUUUGAGAGCACACACAUUUUCUUCCAGUCUGAUCCAGUCAACCAGUUUGUUCUAACCUAUAAAAAUGUAAGUAGUUGAUUCCCUAAUUUCUUUUAACAUCAUUAUUCACAUUUACCAUGUCUAUUUUUUUCUGAGUAACUGACUUGAGUGGGAGCUUCACUUGUUACAGUUAAACUCAGCCAGUUUUGAUAUCUUCCAGAGAUUGAACAGGAGCUGAUGAAGCACAGCCCUGUAAUAUCCCUACAAUGAAGAUUCAUAUUUCACUUUAUACUGAAAGUGAUAGUUUUAUAGCAAAAUGUAUUUCAUAUUUAUUGAAAAUUAAAUUGAGUUAUCUUAAGCCUUCAAAUACUAUCUUUUACAGCCUUUGGAGGCUACUGAUUAACAGCAUCAGAUGACGUUCAUAGAAAUGUACAUAAAUAAAGCUUACCGAUAUCACGUCUUCCUCUCUGUUGGUGCUUCUGCCUCUACUAGGUUCUCCAAAACACAAACCACUUCCAGUGCAAUGUAUUUGUUUCUAUAGCACAAAUUCUGAUUUUGGAUAGAACUGGGGUAUCAUCAGUGUAUGACUGCAAAGUGUAGCAGCAUUACCUCUAUAGCAGCUUUCUGUAAAGAAAAAAAAAGGGUUGAUGUUCCUUCUGUUGCUGAAAUUAGCUUCCACUUCCCUGUAGCGUAAUGUGUUCUGAAGUGGUGUUUUACCGGUUUUGCCAUGAAUUUGAAGCAACGCUCUAAUAAAGAUAACCUGAAAUAAAA